Molecule: messenger RNA, 2084 nt
Organism: Asterias rubens (European starfish)
Lineage: Eukaryota; Metazoa; Echinodermata; Asteroidea; Forcipulatida; Asteriidae
Product: sterol-4-alpha-carboxylate 3-dehydrogenase, decarboxylating-like
Exons: 8
Coding region: 232-1302 (356 amino acids)
Biological process (GO): steroid biosynthetic process
Molecular function (GO): 3-beta-hydroxy-Delta5-steroid dehydrogenase (NAD+) activity
Source: RefSeq, a predicted model, not a curated record
GUAGCAGCUUCUGCCACGACCGUUCUGCGUGAAUCUUUCUCCCUCCCAGGCUUGAGUUCCAGUUUUCGUCCACAGCACUGUUCGUCCAGCUCAUUUACAGUGUGUGCGGUCGUCCUCAUUCAACUCACACUAUCGAGAAGAGAGAACAGCCAUUUGAGAACUUCUGACUUCUGGGUUUUUAGCAUUUUGGGUUGUCACAAAAUGAAAUAAAGCGUCAAAACAUCCAGAGUCAUGUCGUACUCCGCACCACGCUCAAAGCUUCGCAGCUUUAGUCAGGUCCCUAAAAUAAAGGGGAAGCAAUGUACUGUGAUAGGUGGAUGUGGUUUCCUUGGACGUCAUCUUGUAGAAGGUUUACUGGAGAAAGGAUAUACAGUCAAUGUUUUUGACAUCAAAGUUACAUAUGAAGAUAACCGUGUCAAAUUCUUUGUGGGGAAUCUGUGCUCCAAGAAGGAGCUUCUCCCAUCCUUUGAGGGAUCAGAAGUCGUCUUCAACUGUGCCUCUCCUCCUCCUUCCAGUAAUAAUAAGGAGUUGUUUUACAAUGUCAACUUCAAUGGAACAAAGAACAUAAUUGCAACCUGCAAGGAAGCUGGUGUUAAGAAACUAGUGCUUACCAGCAGCGCCAGCGUAAGUUAUGAAGGCAAAGACAUCAAGAAUGGCAGUGAGGAAUUACCAUAUGCCGGUCAACCCAUAGAUUACUACACAGAAACUAAAAUCCUACAGGAAAAGGUCGUCCUAGAAGCAAACAGUGCAGACUUUCACACCGUUGCCAUCAGACCUCAUGGCAUCUUUGGACCUAGAGAUCCCCAGCUUGUACCAACUCUGGUUGAGACAGCUAAAGCUGGCAAGAUGAAGUUCAUGAUUGGAGAUGGCAGCAACCUAGUUGAUUUUACAUAUGUUAAGAAUGUUGUACAUGGACAUAUCUUGGCUGCAGAGAAGCUCGGCAAAGAAUCAGUAGUGUGUGGAAAGUCUUAUCACAUCACGAAUGAUGACCCCAUUCCUUUCUGGGACUUCAUGAGCCUCAUCUUAAUUGGUCUGAACUACCAGCCUCCUAAAUACCAUCUCCCAUAUGCUCUCAUCUACUACCUGGCUGUCUUCCUUCAACUUCUUGUAUGGAUCCUCAGCCCUCUGGUGACCUUGAAAAUGACCUUUACCCCCAUGAGGGUCGCACUAGCCGGAACAUACCAUUAUUACAGCAGUGAGAGAGCCAAGAAAGACAUGGGGUAUAAACCUUUAGUGGGACUUGGGGAGGCAAUCCAGAAGACAGUUGAAAGUUACCCUCAUUUGAAAAACAUCAAGAAUUAACAACCAAAUGUGCAAACAAUUAAAAAUGGUUUUAAUCUACUAUUUAUACUGCGAUCCUUGUGUUUCAUCAAAUCUAUGCAGCCUGAUCUGUACAACGUGCCGUGGUGCACUUUAUAGUGCACUUCAUUAUUGAUGUUUUAUUUAUCGGUAGUAAAUCAAUUCACAUAUCAUACCAAACUGCAAACUUUUCAUUAAAUUAGGUGGUGCAUUUACAGUUCUUCUUUUGAUAUGACAAAAAGAAAUGCACUUUAAAACAGUGCACAAAAUCUAUGGCAGAACCUUGCAGCAUUAUUCAAAGUUUCUCAAAAACACGUCUGCCUACUUUGAAGAAUUCUCUAUAGGUUGGAAGAUGGUGUGUUUAUUUGAAACUAGAGAGCACCAGGGACUUUUACUGAUGUACUUGUAUUGUAAAGUACAGUUCAUAUGAAAAGCAAACACUGAAUUUGUUGCUUCAAAAAAAGAGAAACUGAUGUUAUUCUUUCAAAGAAAAUGGCAAGUUUACAAAAGACUUGAAUUGCACUGUGAAUGAGGCCUGGAGAAACCCUAACACAAAUUUCGAGUCAAACUUGUAACUACAUUUGAUAAUUAAAGAGUAAAGGAUAUUUUUACAGAAUGUUCAAAGCCUUGAACACUUCAAUGCCUUCCAUUAACCGACUUAUAUUUAUAUUACAAAAUUGCUGGUUUAUUUAUUGAAUGAAAAUCAACAUAAAAUAAUUAUACUUUCGGUGUGCUAUUAUAAGAAAUGAAUUAAACAACCAAUCAACCAUUGCAAUAAAGAUUAA